UGCCAAACCAGAUCUCAUAUCCAGGCUGGAAGAAGAGGAAGAACAGUUUCUCCGGAUCUCUGAUGAAGAGGAAGGAUUGGCAGGAGGCAUGGGGGAGUCAAAUGGAAAAUCUGAUCAUUUGGAUUGUGGCGAAAGCUUUAGUAUAAAAGGAAACCUUUUUCACCAUGAAAGAAUUCACAUGGGGGAGAAACCAUAUGAAUGCCUGGAGUGUGGAAGAGGUUUCAGCGACAACAGAAGCCUUACUCGCCAUCGAAGAGUUCACACAGAGGAUAAGCCACAUAAAUGCCAGGUGUGUCGGAAAAGAUUCCGUAGGAGUGAACACCUUAAUUCUCAUCAAAGAAUUCACACAGGGGAGAAGCCAUAUAAAUGCCUGGUGUGUGGAAAAAGCUUCAGUCAGAGUGGAAACCUUAAUUCCCAUAGAAGAAUUCACACAGGGGAGAAACCGUAUACAUGCCUAGAGUGUGGGAAAAGCUUCAGUGACAAUGGAAGCUUUAUUCGCCAUCAAAGAAGUCACACAGGGGAGAAACCAUAUAAAUGCUUAGAGUGUGGGAAAGGCUUCAGUGAUAGUGGAAGUCUUACUUGCCAUCAAAGAAUUCACACAGGGGAGAAACCAUAUAAAUGCCUGGAAUGUGGAAAAAGUUUCAGUGAAAGUGGAAGCCUUACUUGCCAUCAAAGAAUUCACACAGGGGAGAAACCAUAUAAAUGCCUGGAGUGUGGAAAAAGAUUCAGUAAGAGUGGACACGUUAUAUCCCAUCAACGAAUUCACACUGGGGAGAAGCCAUAUAAAUGCCUUGAGUGUGGGAAAAGCUUCAAGCACAGUGGGAACCUUAAUUCCCAUCAAAGAAUUCACACAGGAGAGAAGCCAUAUAAAUGCCUGGAGUGCGGAAAAAGCUUCAGUAGGAGUGGACACGUUACUUCCCAUCAAAGAAUUCACACAGGGGAGAAACCAUAUAAAUGCCUGCAGUGUGGAAAAAGCUUCAGUCAGAGUUCAAACCUUACUUCCCAUCAAAGAGUCCACACAGGAGAGAAACCAUAUCAGUGCUUAGAGUGUGGGAAGAGGUUCAGUCACAGCUCAGGCCUUGCUUACCAUCAAAGAAUCCACACAGGGGAGAAACCCUAUAAAUGUUCCGAGUGUGGAAAGAGCUACAGCGACAGCUCGAGCCUUACAUCUCAUCAAAGAAUGCACACAGGGGAGAAACCAUUUAAAUGCCUGGAGUGUGGACAAAGUUUCAGUGUGAGGUCAAGCCUUACUACCCAUCAAAGAAUACACACAGGUGAGAAACCAUAUCAGUGUUUGGAGUGUGGAAAGUGCUUCAGUCAGAACUCAAACCUUACUUCUCAUCAAAAAAUUCACACAAGAGAGAAAUCAUAUAAAUGCUUGGAGUGUGGAAAGAGCUUCAGUCAGAGUUCCGGCCUUACUUCUCAUCAAAGGAUCCACACAGGGGAGAAACCAUAUCAGUGUUCUGAGUGUGGGAAGUGCUUCAAUAUCAGCUCAAGCCUUACUUGCCAUCAAAGAAUACACACAGGGGAGAAACCAUAUCAGUGCUCACAAUGUGGGAAGAGCUUUAGGAGGAAUCUCCACCUUGUUCAACAUCAGAGAAUUCACACAGGAGAGAAACCGUAUCUGUGUUAUGAAUGUGGGAAGAGCUUCAGUAUCAGCUCAAACCUUACAUCCCAUCAAAGAAUCCACACAGGGGAGAAGCCAUAUAUGUGCUCUGAAUGUGGGAAGAGCUUCUGUUCCAGGUCAAUUCUUACUUCCCAUCAAAGAAUACACACAGGAGAGAAGCCAUAUCUGUGUUCUGAAUGUGGGAAGGGCUUCAUCCAGAGCUCAAGCCUUCUUUCCCAUCAAAGAAUCCACACUGGAGAGAAACCAUAUGCAUGCUUAGCAUGUGGAAAAAGCUUUAGUCACAGCUCAAGCCUUAUUUCUCAUCAAAGAAAUCACACAGGGGAGAAAUCGGACCAAUGA
Messenger RNA from Eublepharis macularius, 1966 nucleotides. RefSeq names its product zinc finger protein 883-like. The record is from RefSeq and is a predicted model, not a curated record. The transcript is spliced from 3 exons. Gene Ontology annotation, biological process: regulation of transcription by RNA polymerase II. The coding region runs from base 89 to 1966 and encodes 625 amino acids. Gene Ontology annotation, molecular function: RNA polymerase II cis-regulatory region sequence-specific DNA binding; DNA-binding transcription factor activity, RNA polymerase II-specific. NCBI's taxonomy places the organism in Eukaryota, Metazoa, Chordata, Lepidosauria, Squamata, Eublepharidae.